AUGGAUUGUGAGAAGGUACUGGGGGAAAGAGAUGAUGUCACAAAACAAUCUGUUACUGGCAUGCUGGAAACAGAAGAUGUCAAGAAAGAAUCUGUUACUGACAGGCCGGGAACAAAUGAUGGAAAAAAACAAUCUGUUCCUCACAUGCUGGAACCAACUGCUGUCAAGAAACCAUCUUGUUCUGACAAGCGGAAAAGAGGUGAUGUUAAGAAAUGCAGUGGAAUUGAGUCUUGCAAGUGUGUUGAAUGUGGGAAAGAAUUUACACGAUCACGUUACCUUCAGAGACACAUGAAGGUUCACACUGGAACCAAGCCUUAUGAGUGUGUUGUAUGUGGAAAACAAUUUUCAGAAUCAAGUAACUUGCAGAGACAUAUGAGGACUCACAGUGGAAUCCAGCCAUAUCAGUGUGUUGAAUGUGGAAAAGGAUUUACGGAGUCGGGUAAUCUUCAGAAACACAUAAGGAUUCACACUGGAUUCAAGCCUUAUCAGUGUGGAGAAUGUGGGAAGGGAUUUACAGAGUCAGGUAACCUGGAGAAACACAUGAGGAUUCACAGUGGCAUCAAACCUUAUAAGUGCGUUGAAUGUGGGAAAGAAUUUACACGAUCAUUUCAUCUCAAGUCCCAUGUAAGGACUCACAGUGGAGUGAAACCUUUUCAGUGUGCUGAAUGUGGGAAGACAUUUGUACAAUCAUGUCACCUCCGGAGACACAUGAUGAUUCACACUGAAAUAAAACCUUAUCAGUGUGCUGAAUGUGGGAAAGGAUUUACAGAAUCAGAUAGCCUGGAGAUACACAUGAGGAUUCACAGUGGAUUAAAGCCUUAUCGAUGUGCUGAGUGUGGGAAAGAAUUUACACGAUCAUUUCACCUAAAGUCACAUGCAAGGAUUCACAGUGGCAUCAAACCAUAUCAGUGUGAGGAAUGUGGGAAAACUUUUACACAAUCAUGUCACUUGCGGAGACACAUGAAGAGUCAUAGUGGAAUGAAACCUUAUAAGUGUACUGAAUGUGGGAAAACAUUCAAAUCAUCAGGUAGUCUGAAAACACACAUGAAGAAACACAAUGGGAUCAAAGCUUCUGAGCAGGCACAGGAACAUUGA
This is a messenger RNA of Haliotis rubra (blacklip abalone), 1095 nucleotides long. Its product is annotated as gastrula zinc finger protein XlCGF8.2DB-like. The record is from RefSeq and is a predicted model, not a curated record. The coding region runs from base 1 to 1095 and encodes 364 amino acids. Lineage: Eukaryota; Metazoa; Mollusca; Gastropoda; Lepetellida; Haliotidae. The transcript has a single exon.